GACAUGCGAUAUGGCGGAAAAAACUACAUUUCCUGUCAGCAACCUUCUUUGUUCGUUUUGCCCACAAACGCAGCCCGCUUGCACGGAGACCACAAUGUGUCAACGAGCGCGCGACGCCAGGGCUAAGCUGAAAGACGAAUCACUCCAACUUUUUUGAAACAACUCUUGUUGGUUGCUCAUUUGGUUUCCUUUCGAUACAAGCUGCAGAAAUGGCGCGUCGCUAGCCAAAAUUUUUAGCUACGUGACUUUUAUUUUAUUUUUUUUUCUAUUUUUUCCUUCCUGUUUUUUUUUUACCUGGAUCGAGUGAACAUCAAUGGAGACGUCGUCCCAAACUGCUGCUGCAGAAUCCACGCUGGAGACGGUAGCUUGGCUAAUUUAACAUGCAAUGCCACCUCUUGUGUGUGACAACUUGUCAAAAACCUGCUAUAUGGACUAUCCAGUUCAGCGACCAUGCACAGCCCCACUUGUGCACCACACACCAGGUCACUCAUAUGACACCUGUCGCCCUCCAUUGCCCAGCAAAGGCUACCCAGAGACCAACAGUGCAGCCAUCUUGUCGGCGUUGAGGAAUCUCCAGGAGAAGAUCAGGAGGUUGGAGUUGGAGAAGGACGUAGAGCUCGGUCAAGGAGACGCAGCACCGCGUUCGCAUGCACACAGAAUGCGGCAGAGACCCGCCACCACUCAGACGGACGCAAGAUUUAGGCCGACAAAUGAGCAGCACAAAUGCAAUCAAGCAUUAGUCACCCAACUUGCAGCCGCGGAGUCUCGCUGUGUCAACUUGGAGCGGCAACUGGUUCACAUGAAGAAGAUGUUGCGCAACGCUAAAGGAGAGAAGAGCAGCCUGCUCAAACAACAGGUGACCAUGGAGGCCUCGACAUCUGCGCACGGACAACCAGUUCCUGUCUCUGGGCAGGUGCAGCUGCAGAAAAUGCUGCAACUGGAGCAGGAAUAUCUCAAGCUGACGCGGACGCAGGGACAAGCUGAGGUGAAAAUUCAAGAGCUUGAGCAAAAGCUGCUGGAAGAGGAGCACCAGAGAAAGCAGCUGCAGUUGGGUUUGGAGACCAACAGGAUCCUUCUACAGUCGUCAUCACCGCGUUGGUCCAAGGAGAGGAAAAGCACCUUAAAGAAAAAGUCUUCCUGCACAGAACCUCACUACAGACUCAACCUAAAAGAUGUACCUUUUGUGACCGGAACGUCCGUAGGCGGUAGCCACUCUGUCCGAGCAAACGUGCAAUCGGUCCUGUCUCUCCUGAAGCGCCACCAGCCUCAGUUGUGCAACAGCCAGGUUCUCGACAACAACAACAAGCCCAUUCACUUGGGCGCAGACAGCCGCCGCCAUUCGGACACUUCCUCCGACUCCGCCUCGUCCGCCAGUUUGGAGUUGUCGGAGCUUUUGCAGGGGCUACAAGAGGAACUGAGACUGAUGAGUUUAGAACAGGACGAGUUGAUGCGUCAGCUGGACCUCAGCGUUUCUGCACAGGAAAGAAAGCAGCUUGAGAGGGAGCAAGACCUGCUGCUCCUCAAAAUGGAGCGCAAGGGAGAGCAGAUCAAUAAACUUUAUGUGCAUAAAAUACAGAUUAAGAAAUUUAAAAAGGAAGCAAAUACGAAGCAGGCGAGCAGAACUCCAUCGCCAAGACCGACCACGGCCAUGGACACCAAAGGGCGUUCUGCCGUAGCUGUCAAGCCAAAACCAGGGGAGGAAAGCAGGCGCAGUCUGAGGCUGCUUAAGGACAUGAAAGCGCUGCAGACUUCAUUGAGGAAAUGAGACCCAACCGGAAAGUACACAUCCAAAUUUACAUCAUUUGGGCAGGCCCUCCGCACCUAAAGUACUGGCACAUAUUUAUUUUCUCCUAUUGCUACCUGUCAGCCUUUACAUCAAAUGAAAAAGCACAGCGAUUACAUUAUUUUGUGGUGACAUUUGACAGUGUAAACAACAAAAUUCAAAUGUCACUACAAUAAAUAAUGGUGCUUCUGACCGGAAAAUUUUGUUGCAAAAAAUGUAUUUGUUGCUUGAUAUAUAUAUAUUUUUUAAUAAAACAUUAAUACUCUCA
Molecule: messenger RNA, 2051 nt
Organism: Nerophis ophidion (straightnose pipefish)
Lineage: Eukaryota; Metazoa; Chordata; Actinopteri; Syngnathiformes; Syngnathidae
Gene: cep57
Product: centrosomal protein 57
Exons: 11
Coding region: 386-1765 (459 amino acids)
Cellular component (GO): centrosome
Molecular function (GO): microtubule binding; identical protein binding; gamma-tubulin binding
Source: RefSeq, a predicted model, not a curated record